Molecule: messenger RNA, 3503 nt
Organism: Gadus macrocephalus (Pacific cod)
Lineage: Eukaryota; Metazoa; Chordata; Actinopteri; Gadiformes; Gadidae
Product: aminopeptidase N-like
Exons: 20
Coding region: 117-3035 (972 amino acids)
Biological process (GO): peptide catabolic process; proteolysis
Cellular component (GO): cytoplasm
Molecular function (GO): zinc ion binding; peptide binding; metalloaminopeptidase activity
Source: RefSeq, a predicted model, not a curated record
CGCCUCAGCCUUGGCCUCACAGCUCCUCCUCGGUGGCUCAGGCGCUCGGCAAUAAAAACUCAUGCUCUCCCCCCUCCGCCUCUCUCUCCUCGCACCGCCGCCACGGAGGUUCACCCAUGGCAGCAGGAUUCUACAUCAGCAGGGCGCUGGCCCUCACCCUCGCCCUGGUCUCAGUGGGGGCUCUUGCCUCCAUCAUCGCUCUGUCGGUCCUCUACGCCAAGGAGAAGACCAAGGACCUUGAGCCGUCGCCAACCUCCCCCGCCGCCACCACCACCGCAGACUCCUCCUUCCCCAGCCCCAGCCCAAGCUCCAGCCCUGGCCCUCCGGUUCCCUGGCAGCAGUACAGGCUCCCGGACACCCUGGCCCCCGUGCACUACGACAUCACCCUGUGGCCCCGGCUGGAGCCAGACGGGCGGGGCCUCUUCAUCUUCACGGGGAACUCCACCGUGCGGUUCGUCUGCUUGAAGGACACCGACCUCAUCCUCAUCCACUCCAACCGGCUCAACUUCACCCUCUUCCAGGGACACGAGGCCCAGCUCAUGGCUCUGGGGGCCACCGCGCCGGCCAUCAAGACCACCUGGAUGGAGUUGACGACGAAUUACCUGGUGGUUCAGCUGGAGGGGAGGCUAGAGGCGGGGCGGUCUUACCUGCUGCAUACAGAGUUUGUGGGUGAGCUGGCCGACGACCUGGCCGGGUUCUACAGGAGCAAGUACAAGGAGAACGGAGUGGAGAAAAUCCUGGCCACCACACAAAUGCAGCCCACUGACGCCCGGAAGGCGUUCCCCUGCUUCGACGAGCCCGCCAUGAAGGCCGUCUUCGACCUGAAAAUGAUUCACCCGCUGGAGACCGUGGCUCUGUCCAACUCCAUCAACUACGACCCCAUCAACGUCACCAUCGAGGGAAGAAAUUUAACGAUGACGCGCUUCCAUUCAACGGAGAUUAUGUCCACCUACCUGCUGGCGUUUGUCGUCUGUGAAUUAGGUUUCAUCAGCUCAGCACCGGGAGCACCAGUCCUGAUCAGAAUCUGGGCUCGCAAGCAGGCCAUACUGGAAGGCCAAGGAGAUUACGCCUUGGAAAAAACGGGACCGAUCCUGAGCUACUUCCAGAACUACUACAACCAAACAUACCCCCUCACAAAAUCAGACCAGAUUGCGCUGCCGGACUUCUCCGCUGGCGCCAUGGAGAACUGGGGCCUGAUCACAUACCGGGAGACGGCCCUGCUGUACAACCCCGCCUUCUCCUCCAUCGCGGACAAGGAGUAUGUCGCCACGGUUAUCUCCCAUGAGCUUGCUCACAUGUGGUUUGGGAACCUGGUGACGAUGAGAUGGUGGAACAACCUGUGGCUGAACGAGGGCUUUGCAACAUACGUCUCCUACCUGGGGGCCGACUCCGCGGAACCCACGUGGAAAUUAAAGGACCUGAUGGUGGUGUUCGAAAUCCACGGGGUGAUGGAGGUGGAUGAUGUCCCCACCUCCCACCCCCUCUCCUGUGAGGAGGGGGAGGUCCAGAAGCCCCACCAGAUCAGUCAUCUGUUUGACACCAUCACCUACAGCAAGGGAGCUGCGGUCCUUAGGAUGCUGUCGGACAGCAUCACAGAAGAGGUCUUCACCCAGGGUCUGAGAACUUACCUCGAGGAGUACAAGUACAACAGUACCGUCUACACAGACCUCUGGAAACACCUGCAAGUGGCAGUAGACGAGGCCUCCCCUGGCCUGGGGCUGCCCACGUCCGUCGAGGACAUCAUGAACCGAUGGGUCCUGCAGAUGGGCUACCCGGUGGUUACCGUGGAUACCAGGACCGGGCGCCUCAGCCAGAAGCACUUCCUGAUCGACCCCGAGGCUGAGAUGGACAGGCCCUCCCCCUUCAACUAUGAAUGGAUUGUUCCUAUUUCCUGGAUGAAGACAGGAGUUAAGCAGAGUCCUCUGUGGCUAACCACUAAAGAAGCCACCAACUCUAACAUGACCAUCGGCGGAGCGGACUGGCUGCUGGUCAACCUGAGGACGAGCGGCUUCUACAGGGUCAACUACGACCAGGAGAACUGGGAGCGACUCUUCGCCCAGCUGGACACCAACCACCAGGAAAUCCCUGAGAUCAACCGAGCUCAGCUCAUCUCGGAUGCCUUCAAUCUUGCCAGGUCCAAGCUGGUGAACUUCACGCUGGCUCUGAGAACCACCAAGUACCUGGUGAGGGAGACAGAGUACACGCCCUGGUUGACCGCCAGCAACAACCUCAACUACUACUUCCUCAUGUUCGACCGCAGCCCCCUGUAUGGCACCAUGCAGGCGUACAUGGUGAAACAGGUGGAACCUCUGUUCAACCACUUCAAAGAUAUCACCGCAAACUGGACUAAAAUCCCAGACAAGCACACCGACCAGUACAACCAGGUGGUAGCCAUCCAGCUGGCAUGUAAGAAUGGUCUGAAAGCCUGUGAAGACCUCACCUAUAACUUGUUCAAUGCCUGGAUGAAAAACCCUUCUAACAAUCCGAUCAGCCCCAACCUGCGCUCCACAGUGUACUGCAACGGCCUCGCAGCGGGCGGGCAGCGGGAGUGGGACUUCGCCUGGAGCAUGUACAAGAACGCCAGCGUGGCGUCGGAGGCCGAGAAGCUGCUGUGGGCCAUGGCCUGCAGCAAGCAGCCCUGGAUCCUCACCCGGUAUCUGGAGUACUGUUUGGACUCGGGGAGAAUCCGCAAGCAGGACGCCUCGUAUGUGAUCAACUCCAUCGCGGCGAACGUCGUGGGUCAGCCGCUGGUGUGGGACUUUGUCCGGGCCCACUGGGAGUACCUGGUUUAUGACUAUGGAAAGGGCUCCAUCUCCUUCGAAUCGCUUCUCUACAGUGUCACCAGACGCUUUGCCAGCGAGUUUGAGUACAAUGAGCUGCUGCGCUUCGAGAAGGCGGUCAAGAGCAGCCCGCGGGCACCGAACUUCCAACAGGCUCUGGAGCGAACCCGGGUCAACAUCAAGUGGGUGUCGAGCCACAAGGACCAGAUCCUUUCUUGGUUCACAGAGGAAGCUAAACCAAAACUUCAACCUUAAUCUCACCACAGUUGGUGUUGUCUUCUGCCCUGUGGUGGAUCCAUUGGGAAGCCAUCAAUCGUUUUCAGUUGAAUUGGUGUUAAUUCUUGUCCAAUUAUCCGGGGAAUUGUACUAAUGCUAGCCACGUAGAUCAAUGAAAUCAGUGAGAGCACUUUACUAUUAAUAAUAUAAUAACAUAUAUAUAAAUAUAUAUAUUUACUAUGUCACUAUUUCUGAUAAAAGACGUAUAAAGUAAAAAAAUAGGAAAGUGUAAUCUAAUGUUCUGUUUUCAGUACAAAACAAAGCAGCUAAUGAAACCAAACACACCAAACUAUACACAAGAUUCAUUUUGUAUUUUUUGUAUAUUUUGUGAUAUAAAUGUAAUGAUUUUAUUGUCAGUGAAAUGAGAAACAUUUUUUAGCAAAAUGGUAAAUACUAUGUAUGUAAAUGUUUAUACAAAUUUUAUCUAAAUUAUUUUAUGGAGGAAAA